Messenger RNA from Perognathus longimembris pacificus (Pacific pocket mouse), 464 nucleotides. RefSeq names its product NTF2-related export protein 2-like. Gene Ontology annotation, cellular component: nuclear pore central transport channel. Lineage: Eukaryota; Metazoa; Chordata; Mammalia; Rodentia; Heteromyidae. Gene Ontology annotation, biological process: protein import into nucleus. Bases 39 to 464 code for a protein of 141 amino acids. The transcript has a single exon. The record is from RefSeq and is a predicted model, not a curated record.
GGUGGCGGCUGCGGGCUGGGGAUCAGCGUUUUGAGGCCAUGUCCGUGGAUUUUAAGACUUUCGUGGAUCAGGCGUGCAGGGCUGCUGAGGAGUUCGUCAAUAUUUACUACGACACGAUGGACAGGAGGCGCCGGGCGCUGCCCAGGCUCUACCUGGACGAGGCCACUUUAAUAUGGAAUGGAAACGUGGUCACGGGGCUGGAAGACCUCGCUAACUUCUUUGAGAUGCUGCCUUCCAGUGAGUUCCAGGUGAACACGCUAGGUUGCCAGCCGGUGCACGGGCAGGCCACCCGGUCCCAGAGCACAGUGCUGGUGGUGACCAGUGGCACCGUCAAGUUUGAUGGGAACAGGCAACACUACUUUAACCAGAACUUCCUGCUGACCACGCGGCCCGCUUCCAACAGCAGCGCCGUGUGGAAGAUUGCCAGCGACUGCUUCCGCUUCCAGGACUGGGCCUCCAGCUAG